This is a messenger RNA of Papaver somniferum (opium poppy), 435 nucleotides long. RefSeq lists its product as uncharacterized. The record is from RefSeq and is a predicted model, not a curated record. The transcript is spliced from 2 exons. Gene Ontology annotation, molecular function: enzyme inhibitor activity. Lineage: Eukaryota; Viridiplantae; Streptophyta; Magnoliopsida; Ranunculales; Papaveraceae. The coding region runs from base 1 to 435 and encodes 144 amino acids.
AUGGCGUUUCUUAGAAUGUUCAUGAUUUCUGCUGCCAUCGUUCUUGUUAUGUUUCUCUUGAAUCAUCUUUCUUCAACUUUUGUUAGGGCAAACAAUGAACUAAUUCGUCAAUUUCAGGCUAAUAACUUACAAACAAAUAUUUCUGCAUUAGCCUCUAUAUAUAAAGAUGAUGUUGCUGCAAAUCGAACCAUUACACAGUGUCGAAAAUUGUUUUCUCAUGCAAAGUCAGAUCUCAAUACAGCUACUCAAGAUUUGAAGAAAGGUGAUUACGAUGCUUCAGAUAAAUCAGUAUUCAAUGCUUUAUUGUAUCAGAAUUCUUGCAAAACUCUAUUCGAAAAUAGCCCAAAGAUAAAAAUUACACCUCAUAUCUUUUAUGGGUUCAAUAUGUUUGAAAAACUCUCACAAAUAGCUUUGAGCAUUAUCGAUCGUCUUUGA